Messenger RNA from Lolium rigidum, 3205 nucleotides. Its product is annotated as ABC transporter A family member 2-like. The record is from RefSeq and is a predicted model, not a curated record. Gene Ontology annotation, cellular component: membrane; intracellular membrane-bounded organelle. Gene Ontology annotation, molecular function: ABC-type transporter activity; ATP hydrolysis activity; ATP binding. NCBI's taxonomy places the organism in Eukaryota, Viridiplantae, Streptophyta, Magnoliopsida, Poales, Poaceae. Bases 16 to 2916 code for a protein of 966 amino acids. Gene Ontology annotation, biological process: transmembrane transport; lipid transport. The transcript has 16 exons.
UCCCCUCCUCCUCCGAUGGAGCUCCUGAGCGGCCCGGCGCUCGCGUGGCAGCAGUACCGCUCGCUGCUCCGCAAGAACGUGACCCUCGCGUGGCGCCACCGGCGGUCGUCGGCGCUGCAGCUGCUCUCCUCCCUCGUCUUCAUCUUCCUCAUCUUCUGCAUCGACCGCGCCGUCCGCUCCCGCUUCUCCUACACCACCGCCUACCAGAACGUGCCCGACCCCGAGCCGCUCGUCGCGCCGCCCAUACCGCCCUGCGAGGACAAGUUCUUCAUCAAGUCGCCCUGCUACGACUUCCUCUGGAGCGGCGGCGGAAGCGCCCGCGUCGCGAGCCUCGUCGAUGCCAUCCGGAACAAUAACCCUGGCCGCCCGAUCCCCUCGGACAAGGUCUUGGGUUUUAGGACCCCGGAUGAAGUUGAUGCUUGGCUUUUUGAGAACCCGAUGCGCUGCCCUGGGGCUUUACAUUUUCAAGAUAUAGGUGCCACCCAGUUUACAUAUGGUAUUCAGACAAACUCCACUCCAGUAGCUCGAAGAGGAACAUAUGAGGACCCCACCUUCAAAUUCCAAAUACCGCUUCAAGUUGCAGCUGAGAGGGAAAUGGCAAGGCUGAUUAUUGGAGACCCAAAUUUUAGCUGGACUGUGGGGUUCAAGGAAUUUGCGCACCCAGCAACUGAAACCUUUUCUACUAUAGCUCAAGCAGGGCCAACUUUCUUCCUUGCCAUUGCAAUGUUUGGAUUUGUUUUCCAAAUCAGUGCCUUGGUGACUGAGAAAGAACUUAAGCUUCGUCAGGCUAUGUCUAUUAUGGGGCUCUAUGAAUCGGCUUAUUGGUUAUCUUGGCUUACCUGGGAGGCCUUUCUUACAUUAAUUUCGGCACUUUUCACCGUGCUCUUUGGGAUGAUGUUCCAGUUUGACUUCUUCCUGAAUAAUAGCUUUGGAAUCUUAUUCCUCCUAUUCUUCCUCUUCCAACUGAACAUGCUUGGUUUUGCUUUCAUGAUAUCCACAUUUGUAUCAAAAGCAGCAUCAGCUACUACCGUUGGAUUUGCGAUAUUCAUCAUUGGCUUCUUGACACAGCUUGUUACAACCUUUGGGUUCCCGUAUUCAGAUACCUAUGAGCAGUACUACCGGACAAUAUGGUCCAUCUUUCCUCCUAAUGUUUUUGCCCAAGCCCUCAAUAUUCUAGGUAAGGCAACUGCCACUCCUGAAGACAAAGGUAUUAGCUGGAAUCAGCGUGCAACAUGCCAAUCUUUUGAGACGGACUGCGUCAUUACAGUAGAUGACAUCUAUAGAUGGCUCAUCUCCACAUUUUUCGUGUGGUUUAUCCUAGCGAUCUACUUUGACAACAUAAUUCCGAAUGUCAAUGGUGUUAGAAAGUCAGUGUUCUACUUUCUGACGCCUUCAUACUGGACAGGGAAAGGAGGAGGCAAGAUGCGAGAGGGAGGCCUUUGUAGCUGUUUUGGUUCAAACCAUCCUGCUGAUGAUGCUACCCCUACUGAUGAGGAUGUUCUUAACGAGGAAAAUCUGGUAAAAGAAAAGGCAGCGGGCAAUGAGAUAGAUCCUGGUGUUGCAGUUCAAAUACGUGGUUUACGGAAAACCUAUCCAGGAAGUUUUAGUAUGGGUUGCUGCAAAUGCAGAACAACUAAGCCAUUUCAUUCUGUCAAAGGUUUAUGGGUGAACCUUGAGAAGGACCAGCUAUUUUGUCUUCUUGGGCCCAAUGGAGCUGGUAAAACAACUACAAUCAGUUGCUUGACUGGAAUCACACCAAUUACAGGCGGCGAUGCACUGAUUUAUGGUCAUUCUGUUCGAAGCACUGCGGGUAUGUCUAAUAUUCGCAGAAUGAUUGGAGUCUGUCCGCAGUUUGACAUCCUGUGGGACGCAUUAACUGCUAAGGAGCACAUGCAGUUAUUUGCCAGCAUCAAAGGUCUGCCUCAGUCAACAAUCAAGUUGGUAGCAGAGCAGUCACUAGCCCAAGUGAAGCUCAGCCAGGCAGCUAAUGUUAGAGCAGGUAGCUAUAGUGGUGGAAUGAAACGGCGGUUAAGUGUUGCGAUUGCUCUAAUUGGUGACCCAAAACUGGUUUUUCUUGAUGAGCCGACAACUGGCAUGGAUCCAAUAACAAGGAGGCACGUCUGGGACAUCAUCGAGGAGGCAAAGAAAGGAAGAGCUAUUGUCUUGACCACACAUUCAAUGGAGGAAGCUGACAUUCUAAGUGACCGAAUAGCUAUCAUGGCAAAGGGGAAAUUGAGGUGUAUCGGCACUUCAAUAAGGCUGAAGUCGAAAUUCGGAACAGGAUAUAUCGCCAAUGUGAAUUUCUCUGGAAAUGGUCACGCACAGAGCCCUAACGUCGUCAACGGUAGUACAGAGACCCCGGUUAAUCCUAACAUAGAAGUGGUCAAACAGUUCUUUAAGGAGAGGCUUGAUGUGGACCCAAAAGAGGAGAGCAAGACAUUCUUAACGUUUGUCAUCGCUCAUGAGAAAGAACCACUUUUGACGAGGUUCUUCGGGGAACUCCAGGAUAGAGAAAGGGAAUUCGGGAUAUCAGACAUUCAACUUGGUCUCACGACACUUGAAGAAGUCUUCCUAAACAUUGCAAAACAAGCCGAGUUGGAGAGCUCUACUGCCGAAGGGACACUGGUGACUCUAAACCUGUCAUCCGGAGCAUCAAUUCAGAUACCAAAGGGGGCUCGUUUUGUCGGCAUUCCUGGAACUGAGACAGAGGAGCAUCCAAGAGGAGUCAUGGUGGAGGUGUUCUGGGACCAGGAUGACAAUGGAUCACUUUGCAUUUCUGGCCACUCUGACGAAACCCCUGUGCCGGCAAAUGUUGAGCUCACGAGGCCACCUUCGCUUUCGCGUCGGGCCUCAGUGGCCCGUGGAGACCCUGUGGGGUACAUCAUUGAGCCAAAUCAGGUCCCAACAACCAGAUGAGCUUGAAUGCAGUUGGACAGUUUUCAUGUAAAUUAUUUCAGGAUUGAUGAUAAGUACAGAAAAUAGUAUAUAUGUUUGUACUAGAACAUUGUGUUAAUUAUUUUUUUUCACCAAAAAGGAUUUGAUAAUAGAUACAACAUGAUGACAAUUCAUGUCUUGUGACGAGCUUGAACACACAUAAUGUAGGUUGACACAAGUAUUUACAGAUAGCCAAUUUGUUUCUUCAGGUUUGUACAUUACAUUUCUCAAUAAUGGAGUGUUCUGGUAACCUGAUGAUCCGGUUCGUCAA